This is a messenger RNA of Centropristis striata (black sea bass), 1001 nucleotides long. RefSeq names its product P2Y purinoceptor 4-like. Gene Ontology annotation, cellular component: plasma membrane. NCBI's taxonomy places the organism in Eukaryota, Metazoa, Chordata, Actinopteri, Perciformes, Serranidae. The transcript has a single exon. Gene Ontology annotation, molecular function: G protein-coupled receptor activity. Bases 9 to 1001 code for a protein of 330 amino acids. The record is from RefSeq and is a predicted model, not a curated record. Gene Ontology annotation, biological process: G protein-coupled receptor signaling pathway.
UGUUUUGAAUGGAGGACUUCCACAUCUGUCCAGUGACUAACUACUACAAGAAGUACCUGCUCCCGGUGUCCUACAGCCUGGUGUUCGUGCUGGGCCUGGCCCUGAACGCGGCCCUGCUGUGGUGUGUGUGCUGCCGGACGCGCCGCUGGAGCAGCACGGUGAUCUACCUGACCAACCUGGCCGUGGCGGACCUGCUCUACGUGCUGGCUCUGCCUCCUCUCAUCAUCAGCAACGCCAUGGGCAGCCUGUGGCCCUUCGGCAACAUCAUCUGCAAAAGCGUCAGGUUUUUCUUCUUCGUCAACCUCCACUGCAGCAUGAUGUUCCUGACCUGUGUGAGCGUGCACCGGUUCCUCGGGGUGUGCUUCCCCAUCGCCGCGGUGCGCCUCCGGACCAGAAGACUGGCCCUGUUCGCCUCAGGCUCGGUCUGGAUCCUGGCCACUGCGGAGAUUCUACCCACACUUGUUUUUGCGCACACUGGUGUGAUCAACAACAUGACUGUGUGUUUUGAGAUGACUAACCCGGGCCAGUUCAGAGUCUACUUCCCCUACGGGCUGUUUCUAGCCAUCGUGGGCUUCCUGAUCCCGUUCCUGGUGGUGAUCACCUGCUACUGCUCCAUGAUCUCAGCGCUCUACUGCAGGGCCGCAGACAGCAUCUCCACCGGGAGGACAGCUCGGAUGCGCAACAAGUCUCUCUACACCCUGUUGGUGGUGCUUCUCAUGUUCGUGGUGUGUUUUGUGCCUUAUCACAUCGCGCGGACCGUCUACCUGUUCGUGAGGGUCUACAUGCCCGCAGACUGUCACCUGCUCAACGUGGUCAUGAUCUCCUUUAAGGUGUGGAAACCUGUGGUCAGCUUCAACUGCUGCGCUAAUCCUCUCCUCUACUUUCUGGGCUGCAACCGGCACCGGCAGCAGCUGCGGGCCUGGCUGUGGAGGAGGAGGAAGAGGGUGCAGCCCACCGUGUCUGUGGUGGACGCAGGGAGCACCAACAGGUCCGGAGGGUAG